AUGACCAAAAUACCAGCCACCAAGAAGGUGCAAAGCGUCCCCAACGCAGGGGCCCUCUGGCCCUUUUAUGCCUCAGAACAUCUAAUACAGGUUCCAGACAAGCCGAUGAAGAGCAUCAAGUACAUGGACAAGGAAAUCAUAAGCCUCAAAAAAGACCUUGCACGAAGCCGCAUGUUGAUUCGGUCGGUGAAGACAGGCCGCAGCUACUUUAGCAUGUUGCAGGAGGAGAGUGCCUUGAAAAAGAAGCAACAGUACCUUCAACAACUGAAAGAGGAAGAAAGACAUAAAUUCCAGCCAGCCAAAAAGAUCUCAGAAGUCCACUAUGGUGAUAUUCUUUUGACUACAUACGACCAAGCCAAGGUUAGGAAGAUGGGCGCUGGAGUCGUACUUCGCCCAUUCACCCCCGUGCACAGCUGCAUCAUCUCAUCCUCGCUACCCGAGGCUCACGUGGAGCCCCUCUUCCGCCAGCUCUGUGCCCUCCACUGGCUCCUGGAGGCCCUGACUAUCGACCACGCCCACCAUACUAUGAAGCCUGUGAUCACCUGCUGGAAUCCAAAAAGAUUCCAGCAAACACAAAUCUUCAUUGUUGGAGGGCCUGGCGUCAACUCAGUGGAACAAGAAAUUGAUACAUGCAAUGUGGGGUCAAACCAAGAGACCAAGAAAUUCAAAAUUCCUAUACUGCGUGUCACCAACCGCAAGCCAAGCCGGCGAGGCUCCACCCUCAGUCUGUCUCGGACCAGUGGGGCAUCAUCCCCCCAGAGCAGUAUGAUGUCCAUGAACCCCGGCUCAGACGAGCCCCAGAGUGUGAUCACCCAGGCAACAGGCAGCAAGGACAUUGAGGACAAUGAAUCCUCUUCGACCAAGCCUGACGAAGAACCUCUCCAUAUCAAUCUGCAGAAGCUCCUGGAGAUGGUUCGGGAAGAUGCCCGGAGGACAGUCAUAAUGGAAAAUGGGAUGCACAAGAAAGCGCCCAGUAUCUUGUCAAUGCUCAAACAAACCAACAGUGAUUCUGCCUAUAAAGACGUGCAGACCACCCGCAAAUCAAGUGAAAGAUCUAGCAAUACAAGUGGAGAAAGCCACACUCUGCUCAUCCAGAAGAAGUCUAAAAGCCGUACCAACCGGGACAUUAUCCAGUGCAAGAGUGGCGUGUGCAACACCAUGAGGGCAAAGUUUUACAGCGUGGCCCAGGAAGCUGGCUUCUGUCUUCAGGACAAGAUGGAAAUCCUCAUGAAGCGCCAAGAAGAGAGAGGUCUCCAGAAGUUCCAUUCUUUUGUCUUUGUCUCCAAUUUUAAAAAGGAUAUAGCAAAAAUGAGGCAUCAAGUCUCCAUGAUAAAAGGAGAUGCAAAAGAAAUUGCAGACCACUGGUACUUUGAUCUGCUGUCCAAACUCCCCAAAGAUCUGAAGAAUUUCCGCCCUGUCAAAAAGAUCCUGGCGAAACUACAGAAGUUUGGGGAAAACCUAGACCUCAGGAUCAGGCCCCAUGUCCUCCUGAAAGUGCUACAAGACCUGAGAAUCUGGGAACUGUGCUCUCCGGACAUCGCUGUGGCUAUUGAGUUUGUACGUGAACACAUCAUCCAUAUGUCUCAAGAGGAUUAUAUCAACUGGCUGCAGAACCGGAUCAAUAUCCCCAUCCGAUCCCACAGUCUCCGGACAUAG
Molecule: messenger RNA, 1656 nt
Organism: Puma concolor (puma)
Lineage: Eukaryota; Metazoa; Chordata; Mammalia; Carnivora; Felidae
Source: RefSeq, a predicted model, not a curated record